CUCAAUCUCUCUCUUUUUCUUUCUUCUCUUCUUCACCACGCUUAGUUUCUUCUGCUGAUCCCCAUUAUACAUACCUUAAAUAGCUAGGCCUUCUGUCCUUUCUUCAAAGCCAUAAACCCAACAGACCCUGCUAAAUAAGGGUAGGCCUAUAUAUAGCUAGCCAUGAAGGAGAGUGGGAGAAAGCAAGGAGCAGCUUCCCCAUGUGCAGCAUGCAAGCUUUUGAGGAGAAGGUGUGCUCAAGAUUGUGUUUUUUCCCCUUAUUUUCCGGCAGAUGAGCCCCAGAAGUUUGCUAAUGUGCAUAAGGUGUUUGGUGCUAGCAAUGUCAACAAGAUGCUCCAGGAAUUACCGAUGCACCAGCGCGGCGACGCAGUCAGUAGCAUGGUGUACGAGGCGAACGCAAGGGUGCGUGACCCCGUGUACGGCUGUGUUGGGGCCAUAUCAUCGCUGCAGCAGCAGAUAGACGCGCUUCAGACACAGUUGGCUCUGGCCCAGGCCGAAGUGGUGCACCUACGUGUAAGGCAGACAGCAUCGCUAUCAAACCACGGGUUCGGCCCAGGUAGCCCAAACAGUAGCGGGUCACCCUCGUCUAAGCUCAUGGGUUCGCAAGUCAAGCCCAUUUUCGACAUGGAUAUGGUGGUGGACCAAGCCAGCUUGGGAGAAUCGAUGUGGUCAUGCUAGGUUAAAUUUUGACGUCACCUUAAAAUUUCCUAUGAUCAUUUUCCUCAUUGCUUACUACACAUCCAUUUGGUAGAGAUACUAGCAGUGGUGGCAGCAGCAGCGGCCGCGGCCAUGGCGGCGGCCGUGGCGGCAGCCAUGAAUAGAGAUAGUAGUGGUGGUGGUGAUGGCGGUGACCCUGAAAAAACAUAUAAAGCUAGAUUUUGGUUUGAAAAGGGUUUUCACUGACUGUAUUGUACAUAUAUAAUUUAACCUUUUUAUAUAGUGGGUAAUUUAUAAAGUGGGAUUGUCCUC
Messenger RNA from Rubroshorea leprosula, 969 nucleotides. NCBI's taxonomy places the organism in Eukaryota, Viridiplantae, Streptophyta, Magnoliopsida, Malvales, Dipterocarpaceae. The record is from the annotation of a GenBank genome assembly.